Carassius auratus (goldfish) is the source of this 7879-nucleotide messenger RNA. Its product is annotated as protein Jade-1-like. Gene Ontology annotation, biological process: regulation of transcription by RNA polymerase II. The transcript is spliced from 12 exons. Bases 205 to 2673 code for a protein of 822 amino acids. The record is from RefSeq and is a predicted model, not a curated record. Gene Ontology annotation, cellular component: histone acetyltransferase complex. NCBI's taxonomy places the organism in Eukaryota, Metazoa, Chordata, Actinopteri, Cypriniformes, Cyprinidae.
CUUUCUUCAAAAACACUUUUGGGGAUGACGAACCGAUAACCGUUGGCGUACUUGGUGUGCAAACAGCAAUUUCGGGAAAUCGACGGACUGUGCGUCUUCGGAUCGAAUCUAUAACUUUUAUCUCGGGCCGCUGAGAGGAAACCGAUGCGAUGAUCCGCUGAUCGCGCGUCGAGGACGGACAUCACGCCCUCUUGUGCGGAGAAGAUGGAGAGUGAGAUGAAGAGGAGGAAAUACUCCACCAGCAGCAACGACUCUGACACCACCGACAGUCAUGUGACCACCUGGUCAAGGUCUUCAAAGAACACAGGGACCAGCAGCACAUGGGUACGCCAUGAGCAGAAGAAACCGUCCGAGGUGUUUCGGACCGAUUUUAUUACAGCCAUGAAGUUGCCUGAUUCAGCACAACUGAGCCCAGAGGAGUUCUACUUCCUCUCCGACCCCUGGAGGCAGGAAUGGGAGAAGGGUGUUCAGGUGCCAGCCAAUGUGGAGCCGAUUCCCGAGCCUGUAGUUCGGAUGCUUCCAGAGGUCAGUCGAAUCCCAUUCUUUUCACCGAUCCAAACCAGGGGCCAGUCUGAGUUUGGCUUCGGAGAGUCACAUGUUCUCAGUGAGCCGCUGAGUUGUUAUGAUCUGGAUGAUCUGGAUGUGACCUGGCUUGAACUGGUUAAUACUGAAUUCAGAGAACUAGCACUUCCAGAGCUGGACGAGCUGACCAUGGAGCAGGUCGUGGUGGAGCUGGAGAACCGGUGUCAGCAGAACAUGCAGCAGGCCAUCGAGACCGAGGAGGGUCUGGGCAUCGAAUACGACGAGGACGUGGUUUGUGAUGUGUGCCGCUCACCUGAGGGCGAGGAUGGCAAUGAGAUGGUCUUCUGUGACAAGUGCAACGUUUGUGUGCAUCAGGCGUGUUACGGGAUCUUGAAGGUGCCGCAGGGUAACUGGUUGUGCCGAACCUGUGCCCUCGGAGUGCAGCCCAAAUGUCUUCUCUGUCCCAGGAGAGGAGGAGCUCUGAAACCCACACGCAGUGGAACCAAGUGGGUCCACGUCAGCUGUGCCUUAUGGAUCCCCGAGGUGAGCAUUGGCUGCCCUGAGAAGAUGGAGCCUAUUACAAAAGUGUCCCACAUCCCGGCCAGCCGCUGGGCCUUGUCCUGUGGUCUGUGUCGUGAACACACAGGCACAUGUAUACAGUGCUCCAUGCCGUCCUGCAUCGUGGCCUUCCACGUGACCUGUGCGUUCGACCACGGACUCGAGAUGCGCACCACUCUGGCAGAGAACGACGAAGUGCGCUUCAAAUCAUACUGUCUUGAGCACAGCGGCGUCUCGCGCUCGAGCAGCGGCGGGAAUGUGGACCGGCCUUCCGAUCUGGCCGUGACGCUUUCGGACCGUUCGAAGCAGGAACAAGCAGAACGGGAGAAAGCCAGCCAUCGCAAGCAGAAGCUGCAAGAGCUUGAAGAUGAGUUUUACAGUUUAGUGGACCCCAAGGAUGUUGCAGAAAGCCUUUCCCUUCCAGAUGUUCACGUGGACUUCCUCUUCCAGUACUGGAAGCUGCGACGAAAGGCCAACUUCAACCAGCCGCUGGUGGCCCGUAAGAGGGACGAGGUGGACAAUCUCGCCCAGCAGGAGCAGGAUGUUUUAUAUCGCCGUCUGAAGCUCUUCACUCAUUUGCGUCAGGAUCUGGAGAGGGUCAGAAACCUGUGCUACAUGGUCACACGCAGAGAGAAGAUCAAACACUCUUUAUGUAACCUGCAGGAGAAGAUCUUUGCCUUGCAGAUUCAGCUCAUAGAGAAGGACCUAGCUGGAGAAAAAACUCGGAGAGGGGAGAAGAUUCAUCGCAAUGGAGUCCGGGAACGAGUGAAAGAAAGAAGAAAGAGUAGUCCAGACAAGAAAGACAAAUGGAGAUCAGAUGACAGCUCUGUAUUCACACAGCUGGGUUUCUCCAAAUCCUUCCCGCUGGACGGCUCGCUUUUUGACAGCUGGCUGGCUCAAUCGGUUCACAUCACGGCAGAUAACAUGCUGAGCCAGUGGUCUCUAUCCGAAGAGAGCCGCGACCCCUCCGCCAGCCUCCUGUCAGACCAGCUCCUGCAGGGCGAGGAGAACCUGCUCAGCCUCAUGAUGGACCACUCCAUCAAGUCCUCCUGGAAAACACCCCAGCAGGGCCGCAAGCCCAGGGCUGGGCCACGCUCCCGCAGGAAGUCCGUCUCGCUUCCAAGAAUCGGAUCCGCAGUCAAAGGCAAGGUUUGUCCUGAGGACCAACUUCCCAAACGAGGAGAAAGAGUACGCCAUGUACACCCUCAUCACACCCGCAGCAGCGAAGGCAGGCCGGACCCUCUGCAGCCAGCCAUAUCCAAAAUGGACUCGUGCCACAUUUCCGAGGAGCAUGGCUCUUGGGACGCUGGUGCGGACGAUGGGGAUACGGAGAGCGACAAGCGCUCGCAGGUGGCCUUGCGUCUGCGUCUGCCUAGACAGGGCAAGUCACGCUCCAAGAGCAACACGACGCAGGUCUUGCUGCACAACAGCACUGGGAACAACAUCUCCGCGCACGACACUGAAACAGACGGCUAUUUCUCUGACGCGGAACAGAGUGACAGUGAACUGCCCUCUUUCAGCCGGAAGCUGCGCUUGCCCCAACUGCAUGCUGGGAAGGAGGAGGUAGUGCGGAGAAGCGUGCUGGCCUCCUAAAACCAUAUUUGGAUGCAGCGGUGUUGCUGUCGGAGACACAGUCUCUCUCCCGUUUCUAGACUUUCGGAUGUAAAGGCGUGUGUUCUUUUCUCGCUUUACGUGUCAGAGUAUGUUAGUCCGUCGCCUACAUUUAUGCAACCAUAACCAUUUGUGCUUGACAAAAACAAGAAGAAUCGAAAAAGUCUAAAUGAACACUGUCAAGUGUGUCCUCUUGGGAAGCAAUAGGCUCUGUCCUGGAACAGGGACGAUGACGUGGGCAUUAUGACGUCUGUUCAGGGUGUGUUUGUUUUAUAUAAAUACGUCUGUCAUGUGUCUCCAGAGGAUGCGGCUACUAUAAAAUGAUGUACAGAGAAAAUAUGACACAAAUAAGCACAAAUAGCCGUUGGGGAAUGUAGCACACAUCUAUGUCGUAUCCACCGCCUCAUUCGCUUUUACAGAGACUAGAUGUACCAGAAUCACACGGACACUUGAGCGUAAUUCUUACGUGACAGAUCAGCUUCCAUCAUGGGUGAAUCUCACGAACAUGAAGCCUGUUUUAAGAGCCGUGUGACGAUUGAGCACAUUUUUGAUGUUUGUUCAAUCCAUCUCGAGUGGUCUGAAGUUGUAACGUUGAUUUCCUCUAUCUAUUGGUAUCGCAAGACAUUAGUUUUGUAGUUUUUAUCUUACUUCGUGUCAUCACUGUGGUCUUCUUUGUGUCAUGGCGCACACAUAAUUUGGGGUUGUUUAUGGAAACCUCAGUAUCUUGAAAAAUCGUAAGAAAUUUUUUCUCUUUACAUUCAGAGCAGCAUGUAGAGUCAAACGUUCCCAGUUUCCCAUGUCGGCAAUUUUGGGCAUCUAUCAUUUCCAAUUUGGACAAAAAAUGCUAUAUUUACGAAUGCAUUGGUGUAUUGUUACAAAACAUGGUAUGUGUCUUCAGCACAGUUUCCUAGACAUACUCAAACGUUUUGUAGCAGUACCACCUUGUGGUCAAACAUUAUAAUGGAAUUUUAAAAAUUUGUAUAGCUUUUGAUUAAUUUAGCCCUAUGUCUUGAGACUCCUCUUGAUAGAUUUCUUGGAUCAUGCAUUGGCCGAACUUCCUGUCCGCUAUUUAGAUUUUUUUGUUCACUUAGACCAUUGGUCUGAUUUUCACCAAAUUUGGCUCAUAUCAUCUUCAGACCAUACUGGAAAAAAUUCAUGAAUUUCGUGUCGAUAGAUAAAACGGUUUUCGUUUAACGUACCAAUUAAUUUAAUGCCAAACUGUAUCUGAGGCUGUAUCUCUGUAAAGCUUUGAUAAACUGACAACUGACCACACCACAUCAAUUUGGUAACAGCGCCACCUAUCGGUCAAAAUUGAUAAACCAUUAAAUCAUAUUAAUAAUGACUGAAUUCAUGAUUUUCAGCCAGUUUAUAUUAAAUCACCUUAAAAUGUCUUCAAUUACUCAGUGUUACUUUCGGUUUGAUCCUCCCUGCCAUGCUUGCGCCUCAUUCUGCCUCCAUUGUGCUUAGCCAUUAAUUGCUGUUUGCAUUUGGAUUUCAAUUCUGAGUCUAAGGAAAGUUCAUGUAUCUUGAAAUAUGCAUUUGAUAUCAGUUUUUAAUUCCAUCUUGAGCCAAGAAACUGAGCUUUCCAUAAAUGUCUGUAUGACCCGAAAUUUGUUGUGCACCAUGACACAAAGUCGACCACCAUGGUUAAACGAAGUAAAAUAAAAAUUGGUGGUUUUGCGAUACCAACAGAUCGAGAUAAUCACUUUAAAAAAGUUAAAAAUAGUCAUGCAACUCAAUUGGACCACUUCUGAUAGUUCCAGUUACAACUAAUUAAAAUGUCUAGAAUUUUUUGGAGGGAUCUUUUGUGAGAUUCACUUUCGUAUCUGGCACUUUCUUUCCCACUUCAGUACAUUUGUUCAGAAAGAACCAUUGUUGUUCUCCAUUAAAGUGUGCCUUCUGUAGCCCCCUAAAUCAAACGAAUAAUCAACAUGUUUAACUAUUUUAAUACAAUGAUGGCAAUCAGAAACUGACACCUGCUUGGUCCAAAAGCUUGUAUGUAGAUGUCAAAGUCAUAGAGAUUCUAGGUGCCUAGAAAACCGCGUCGAUCCAUCAAUACUGCUUUAGCAAAGUGCUGUUCCAACACCGACGUCCGUCAGUCUAAUUGGAUCGACACUUACGAAGUGUCCUCAGGCUUUGCUAAUGUUUUCCCUCUGAUUGUGACGUCUAAUGAAUCAACCCAUGGUGUUUAUCUCAGGGUUAUAGCGAAGAAGUGAUUGCAAUCAUCUGAAAAGCUUAAACCUGUACAUUCACAAACAACAAGGUUUCUUUGCCAAAACGUCACGUUUUGAGAUGAUCUUCUCACAGUGUAAUGAUGAAACACUGAGUUUGUUUUAUUAUGUAUGAUGAUGCCAAAGAAAAGCAAGUCAGCAUAUGCUCUGAAGUGGAUGUAAACUUUGUGUCUGGAUCUUCUGAAGAUCUCAGCGUGCACUGAUAUCCACCCGUACACUCCUGGAUCGCAUCAUCAAUCGAGCAUCGUCCUCAUCAGCAAUCACAGACGCGAGCUGUCCAGAAAGGUUUAGUUCGAGACAAAAGCUACUGAUGUGUAGCGUACGUAAUGCGUGUCAGUGAUCGAAGGGUUAGUUCACCCAAAACAAGGACAGUUCUGUAUUCAGUCUUGUCGUUCCAAACCGGUUUGCUGUUCUUUUCCAUACAAUGAAAGCAAAUGGGUCCAAAAAGGACAAAAAAAUUAGUCCAUGCGCUACAUUCCGAGUCUUCUGGUCUCUGCCCAAAUUUUAAGUGUUUAAUUUACCGAAAAAUCCUUCCCCAGUCACCGUAGAUCUCCAACGUUGUGGCAAAUUUGCGACUAGCAUCAUAACCAAAGGAUUUUUCACCAGAAGACUAGAAUCCCGUCAUUUCGUGUUCCACAGAAGAGUAAUUUUGGAUUUGGAACAACGCCGCGGUGGAUGAAUUGUUUCAGUCCUUCGCUGGCUCAAAUCGCGACAGCCGUCUACUGUAUCCGUACAGACCACAGACAGCGACCUGUACAGAUUUCAUGUAUCUUAGCUGCUUUAAUAGGGACUAAUCAUAGCGCUGGUCAUUUGCCGUUCUCUGGUUCAGUAUGCACCCAACGCAGACAUGGAGUACUGUGCCUUUAGUGACUUAGUUUCAGCCUCCUGCAAGAGUUCAAGCUGCUUUAUCAUGCUUCGUUGCCGUUCGUGUACCAAAACUAUAACAUAUACUCUACGUAAUCUCUGUAAAUGUUCAGCUUCUGUGCGACCGUUUUCCUCCCACAACGUAAUGACUGAGUAGAUCUUGACACUCGUAUGUUGUUAGUGAGCCUUCCGCUUUAAUGACAGAAGGUAACUAGUCUUUGCACUCGAUUAUUCUUUUGUCUCUACAAAUAGCUGGAAAUCAUCAAGACCACCAAGGGGUGUGCGAUAUUGAUGAAAAACAUUUUUUUUUUUUUGUUUAUAAUAAGACGAGGUGUAGGGUGUUUUUGUGCUGGUACGUUGGCUGGUUUAGGCCCAUCAUGGCUCACAUAAGAUACAUAACUUUUACAUAAAUUUUCCACCUCGAGGCAUUUAUGAUGAUUUACACAGAGUUCAGUGCAGCUCAGAGGUGGCCUGAAUGCAGUUACAAAUGCCUAAAACUGUGUCCUAACCAGACGAGCCGUGCCAAGGUUUUCAGUCCAGCUACGACGUACCAGAAAAUAGAAACCGUUUCUAAAAUAGAAUCCGCUGUUCGGACAAAAACUCAGAUUAACAUGGAAAAGAUACCUUUUAUCAUGUCACAGCAUCGUGUUGCAUCUGAUCAAGACACAAUAAUAAUAAAACAAUACUUAAAAGUAUUAAAACAAAAACCACCAGUAGGUGGCAGAGUCAUUCCCUCAAGCUAUUCGCUCAAAAACAUGCAUUCAUUCAGUAAGGAAGAGCUCAAAACGGUUUUGUCAUGGAUUUGUUUGAAACUAUUUUCCUUACAUAAAAUUGAGAAAAAACUGACAGUACUGUUGUCUUUUUAGCUCAUUUAAAUGACAAUUACUGUGUAAAAUCAAUCGAUAUCACAUUUACAAGUGUGUUUAUAUUUUUAAAAACAGCACUUGUGCUCGUGUGAUAUUGCCAAAUUACCAUAUAAGACAAAAGCUCAUAAAUAUCAUUUUAUUUUACAUUAAAUCUUGUAUUUCAGGUUAUUCUGACCGCAUUCUUCUAGGCUGCAUCAUCUGGUUUGUGCCAAGUGAGUGACAUACUUAACAUCAGCUCACGUAUCCUUAAAACAAUUCGUAAAUUAUCCUAGAAGACACCUAUCGCACACCCCUAAGAUCCAGCUGUUCUCUAGGAUGGAACUGAUUAUUGAAGAAAAGUCAUAAUUCAUCCACAGAAAUAAAGUGAAGUGCCCUUUUUUUGUUUGUUUCUUUGCAUUUGUAAAGAUGUCUGGACAUCUUAUUAUUAUUAAAAUCAGCAUGAAUAAGAUUCAUUACAAACAGCACUUCUGCUUUUAAGCUUUUAAGGGUUUCUUUAAUGGAUUUUGGUGACGUUUGACCCCCAUGAGCUUCACCUGAGUAUCUUUCAGUGUUGUCGUUCACUUCCAGAGGAUCUGUUUACUGACGCGUCUCAGAAACCAGUCGUGAAAUAUCUCUCGCUUGUUCAGCUGCGGCUUUUGCGGUCAUAUCCAACUCUCUCCUGUCUUGUUUACUAUGCAGCAAAUUUUUCCCACAUGCCCCUGUGACCGAGCAGUUCUUUCUGUCGUUCUCUCUUGAAAGAGUAAACGAGGUGCAGGAGAAGUCCAUUAAGAAUCACACGUGUCCUGUAAAUCUGUCAACAUCUUCCGCUCGACACGGUUAGGAUACGAUGAUAUGAAUGUUGCAGGAGUUUAUCCUUCUAUGUUCUUUGUUUCAAAGAAUGUUGUGCCAUUUGUUAAUAGCAGAGAAAACUAUUGAACAUAUAAUUAGAAAAAGAAGAAGAGCUAUUUUAAAUUAUUUUAGGCUUCUUUUGUUUUUUUGCGAUAUUUAUUUUCUUGUAUUGGAAAUCUUUAUAGAAGGAAAAAAGACAAGUAUUUUUCAUCAGUGCAAAAACCUAUUUUUUCCUUUUUGUACAUUUUCCAUGUUAAGCAGUCUUUAGAGCAAUAUAAUGUUCAUGUGACUGUAUGUGCAUGCUGUAUGUGAUGCCUUAAUAACAGCUCCAGUCCCAUCAUCGCCAGCGCUCGGCUGUGGUCGACCAGUGCAGUCAAUAAAGCUGUGCUUUCUGUCUUA